Messenger RNA from Rhipicephalus microplus (southern cattle tick), 2289 nucleotides. RefSeq names its product calpain-A. Gene Ontology annotation, cellular component: cytoplasm. Lineage: Eukaryota; Metazoa; Arthropoda; Arachnida; Ixodida; Ixodidae. Gene Ontology annotation, molecular function: calcium-dependent cysteine-type endopeptidase activity; calcium ion binding. Gene Ontology annotation, biological process: proteolysis. The record is from RefSeq and is a predicted model, not a curated record.
AUGGUAUCCAGCACUAAUCUCCAAAAUCGGUUCGGGGAGCGUUUCUCCGGCACCAAGACGAGAAGCGGCGAGCCUCAGGACUACGAAGUCCUGCUGAAAGAAUGCCUGAAACGCCAGGAGCUGUUUGAGGAUCACGAGUUUCCGUGUGUUCGGGAGACUGCCUGGGGCACCACGAAACCACAAUUCAGAAUCGUCUGGAAGAGGCCCUGGGAGAUCUGCGAAAACCCUGCCUUUCUGAAUGAAAGUUUCAGUCGCUUCGAUGUCGAGCAAGGUGGACUUGGUAACUGCUGGGUGCUGGCAUCCAUGGCCACCUUGACCCUGCACAAGGACCUGUUCAAAAACGUGGUGCCCGAGGGCCAGAGCUUCGAGAAGGACAAGUACGCCGGCAUCUUUCACUUCCGGCUGUGGAAGGCCAACCGAUGGAUCGACGUCGUGAUCGACGACAGGCUCCCGUGCCGGAAAGACGAAAAUAAGCUCGCCUUCGUCUCAUCCAGCGCGAGCAACGAGUUCUGGAGUGCCCUCCUGGAAAAAGCUUACGCCAAGCUCCACGGCGGCUACGCCGCCCUUGUUGGAGGCAGCGGCAACGAAGCCCUGGGCACCUUCACAGGAGGACUCACGGAGCAGCUAAUCCUCGAGCAUCCGCCCAAAAACAUGUUCCAGAUCAUUCAGAAGGCGCUGGCGAGGAAAUCGCUCAUCACGUGUUCCAUCGUAGAAUCGGAGCGAGGCAAAAAAGGAUUGCAAGCUUUUCACGAGUACAGCGUAACUGGUGCCGCACAGGUAACUAAAAUACGAUAUAUGCACAAGCGAAUUGUUCGUAUUAGAAACCCAUGGGGAAGUGGAGAGUGGAAAGGUGCUUGGUCUGACAAGUCAAGGAAAUGGGCCAACGUCAGCGAAGAAAAACGGCAGGAGUUGGGACUCGUGGUGAAAGACGACGGCGAGUUCUGGAUUUCGGAGGAAGACUUCCUCAAGUAUUUCCAGAUGAUUGACUUCUGCCAUAUCGAUCCCGGUUCUGCGGUGGGUGAAAUAAAGGAAUCCGGCCAGGAGAAAACGUGGGAGGUGGCGAAGUUUGAAGGCUCCUGGAUACCUGGAACAACUGCUGGCGGCGCCGACGAGAAGAAUGAAAAGUUCGCCACCAAUCCUCAGUACAUGAUCACCCUUCACGAGCCGGAUGACGAAGAUGAAGACGGGGAGUGCACGGUCAUCGUGGCGCUGCUGCAGAAGAAUCGUCGAGUCUUCCAGGUUCACGACGACAUGUGGCUCGACAUCGGCUUCGUUCUCUACGAGAUCGAAGACCCUGACAACUGCCCAGCCCCGUUGACCAUCGAGUACAUGGCGGAUUACCGACAAGUGGGCCAAAGCAAACACUUGAGCCCUUCCCGCGAGAACACUACCCGGUUCCGGCUGCUUCCGGGCACCUUCUGCAUAAUUCCCCUAACGGCGGAAGCCGACAAGGCGGGAGACUUCCUUCUGAGGAUAUACACGGAAAAGAAGUGUCAGUGCAGGGAACACGACGAAGCACCAGCCAUAAUUUCAAAGCCGAUCGAGGGCAAAGAGAAAGAUGACGGCAAAGAAAAUCACGAAAAAGCUACUGGAGACGAGGCGACGAACGAGGUCGACGGUGAUGAGAAAGACGGUGAAGAUGGUGGUGAAGACAGUGAAGAGGAGAUCGACGAGAGCCUUAAGGACGCCUUCAACGAGGUGGCCGCUGAAGAUGGGACCGUCUGCUGCAACGCCCUCAAGACGUUGCUCAAGAACUUGUCAGAGCAGAAUGGCGGCCCAUUGGAUUUCUCCUUGGACAUAUGUCGAAGCAUGGUGGCACUCAUUGAUGACGACUACACCGGCACGUUGACACUGGAAGAGUUUGCCUUGCUUUACAAACACAUUCAAACGUGGAAGGAGGCAUUUCAAUCGUACGACAAAGGCUCAACCGGAUACCUCAGCACGUAUGCCUUAAGAAAUGCUCUUCGGUCCGCAGGAUACAGCGUCAAUCAGCACGUGCUGAAGGCCCUCGUUUUACGUUACGGCCAUGACCGCAAGAUCAGCCUGACAGAUUUCAUCGGCUGCGCCGUCAAGCUCAUGUGCAUGAUCGACAUUUACGAAGCCUGGGACCCAGAAAACGAGAACGAGGUGGUUGUCAGUAGGAAUGAGUGGCUCAAGUUCACGAUGUACUGCUGAGGAUCUGAUGCUAUGGUGGCCAACUCGGAAAUGGGUGCCGAGACACCAACUGUCUCUUCACAGCUCCGGAUGACACUAUAUUAACACCGGCAAAUAAAAUAAUUUUACUUUCGA